AUGGAUCCCGACUCAGAACGCAACAACCCUUACCACCAUAUUUUCCUGAGCGUCAACCUUGGGUACCUCGCGAAGACCUCGAAAUUAGAGCUAGACACGACCGAUGGCUAUUUCCAAAACACCUUAGCACAACCCUCUACGCCAGUACAAUCUUCCCCGCAGGAGUCAGGACUUAGAGCCGACCAAGAAUAUCAGCAAGCUGGUCUGGAAAUGGGAUCAAAACGAGCAGCAUCAAGCAAAUGGCCCCUACCCCGAUAG
This is a messenger RNA of Chondrus crispus (carragheen), 258 nucleotides long. RefSeq lists its product as hypothetical. The transcript has a single exon. Bases 1 to 258 code for a protein of 85 amino acids. The record is from RefSeq and is a predicted model, not a curated record. Lineage: Eukaryota; Rhodophyta; Florideophyceae; Gigartinales; Gigartinaceae.